AUUACCGUGAGUUACCAUUCACACUGUGCCAGUACAUUGUCAGUCCAGUUUUCGAGCGCUACUGGCAAAUGUGCGAACCGCGCUCAGCUAUGACGCGCUAACUGAGGAACAUAUAAAACUUGUUUCAACCGAAACAUUUUCAGUUGAUUUGAAACGAAGUCGUGAGAUGAACGCUCGCGUUUUAUGUCCACGCUCGUAUUUUAUUACGAUUUUUUUCGUAUAGUUUUAAAGUACACUCCGUAGAUAUUUCAAAAUGUAUUAUUUACUGGGAUCUGUGUUUAUUUUAAUGUUUAGUUGUGUUACUUGUGUGAAAGUUGAAGACACGUUGUGUUGUAUUCCCGGACUGUAUCUAUAUCAAGAUGAAAGCGGUGCUUUCAGCUGCUGGGAUUCUGAAAUCAAAAAUGAUACGUACAUUGAAUACGAGCUAGUUUGCACAAGCGAUAUAGAAUUUGUAUCGGAGGAUGAUAAGACGUCAUUUUCUGUCAGAGAUGACGGCUAUUUACUUGUAAAUGUACCAAAUGAUCAAAUCGAGAUUAAACCUAAAACUUUCUGCCUGUCCAACUACACGAAGGAUACAAACGAGUCCUCGUUAGCGGCGGCGGUUGUCUCCGUGCUGGCGUGCAGGCCGGUGCCGGAUGAGCCGCUCGUCAGCCACAAGGUGUUGGCAUAUUGCUUGCUGGUGUCAGUCGUCUUCUUAUUUCUUACUGCCCUCGUGUAUACCGCAUUACCGGAGAUUAGGGAUUUGAACGGGAAGAGUUACAUUAACUUCUGCAUAUCUCUUGCGCUGGGUUUACUUUUCUUGGCAAUCGAAAAACUUUUAACUUCUUACGUUGAUAUGGAUCUCUGCGCUACAAGAGGUUUUUUGAUGUACUUCUUCACCAUGGCUAGUUUUUUCUGGAGCAAUGCCAUCUCCAUUCAGAUGCUACGUUUUACGAGACGUCCAAUAACAGUAGAUUACGGAUGGAAGGAGUUUGCCUGGUACGCUUUAUACGCGUGGGGAUCGAGCUCUGUGCUAACCAUAGCCAUGGCCAUUGUCAACUUUGUGCCGGGUAAUCACCAGAAACCUGGUAUUGGACUGAGAUUCUGCUGGUUUUUUAACAAGAAGCAGCAAUGGUACUACAUGUAUAGCGUGAUGGCGAUCCUCAUCUCCGCCAACAUCUGCAUCUUCGUGUACACCUCCGUAAUACUCUGGCGGCACAAGUUCUCUUCCACGCACCUCAAGGCGUACAGAUACAGAUUUGGCGUUAUCGUAAAAUCGUUUAUUAUAAUGGGAAUUCCUUGGAUAUUUGAGAUGAUAAGUUCACUGAUAGAAGCAAACAUUGUAUGGGUGAUAAUGGACUUAGUAAACGCGAUGCAAGGUCCGCUUAUCUUCCUUGUGCUGGUGGUGCUGCGGAAACGUGUGGUGAAGGCGCUGCUGCGGCGCGGCGUGUUCUGCUGCCUCGCGCCACACGUGGAGCGCUAUCUCGCACUCGCAGACGACGAAGAGGAUGUCAUACAACACACCAUGGAUUUGACCAUGGACGAGAAAAAUGCCAACCUAUCCUAACACGGAAAGAGCUGAUGUCUCAAGAUUUUUAUAAAGUUACUGUUUACCAAACAAGAGCAGCAUACUAUUAUUGUAACUCGCAUUUUUAGCUAUUUAACUUUUCUCGCUAUCGAUUCUAGUCCUUACCAAUAUUAUAAAUGCGAAAAUUCGUAUGGAUGACAGAUGGAUGGAUGUUUGUUAGAGUUUGUAGCCUAAACCGCUGA
This is a messenger RNA of Papilio polytes (common Mormon), 1749 nucleotides long. RefSeq names its product G-protein coupled receptor Mth2-like. Bases 254 to 1546 code for a protein of 430 amino acids. Gene Ontology annotation, cellular component: membrane. Gene Ontology annotation, biological process: cell surface receptor signaling pathway; G protein-coupled receptor signaling pathway. Gene Ontology annotation, molecular function: G protein-coupled receptor activity. The transcript is spliced from 8 exons. The record is from RefSeq and is a predicted model, not a curated record. Lineage: Eukaryota; Metazoa; Arthropoda; Insecta; Lepidoptera; Papilionidae.